AUCGUAUUUUAAUCACUAUUUUCAGUUCCGUAUCUUAUUUUUGUUUGUGUAAUACAUAACAGAUCAUUCUUUAGUUUGAAUCAUGUUGUAGAUAAACCAUUUUCCCCAUUAGUCCACAAUGACUAUGCUUUCUCUUUUGUGUAACUAGAAAUUUGUAGGAACUUUAGCAAAAACUAAUAGUUUACGUAUAUAAGUGACCUGCGAUAACGUGGCCAAUGUGUUCACUUCUAAUUAGACAAAUUGAAUGGAGUCUCAAAAGUUGAGUGAGAAUAUUUUUUGGUAGGGCUGCAGAUUGGAACCUUGCAGAACCCUCAUGGACAGGCAGAAUGAGACUAAUCUGCAAAGGCAACGAACUUGCAAUCAAGUUGGAAGAUAAAAAUACUGGAGAAUUGUUUGCAAAAUGUCCCAUUGAAGCAUAUCCUAGCAUUGCUAUAGAAUCAGUCAAUGACUCAUCCAGAUAUUUUGUCCUCCGUAUCAUGGAUGACAAUGGACGAACAGCAUUUAUAGGUAUAGGAUUUGGAGAUAGAUCUGAUUCUUUUGAUCUGAAUGUUGCAUUGCAAGACCAUUUUAAAUGGGUGAAAAAAGAGAAGCAAAUCAGUGAGGAACCAGCUAGUGGACCUGCACUGGAUCUUGGAUUCAAAGAAGGUGAAACGAUUAAGAUCAACAUGAAGAUAACAAAGAAAGACGGCGCCAACGAGGGCACGUCCCGAUUAUCGAAGGCAAAAGCUGGCAACGGUGGAGGGUUGCUACCUCCACCACCAGGGGGUUCGGGUAGGCUCCCAGCACCCCCCGGUAGUUCCCCGGCGGGGUCGCCAGCACAUGCGCCCAAGGAUGCCAUUCCUAAUACUGGAACGGCUGAAUGGGGAGAAUUCACCUCGGCCAACACUGGAAACCAGCAAAGUGCUUCAACGCAACCGUCACCUGGUGCGAACAGUAACUGGGUACAGUUUUAAGCAGAUCUUUGUGAUAUAUUAAACAACCCUAUAAUUGGUAGCCAUAUCAAAGUUUGUGGAAAACGUAUAUUUCUCUAAGCUUCGGUCAUGGUUACUGUCUCGACUCAUACGUUAUACAUAUGUAAGGCUCUUUUAGAAAAAGCUCAUGUUGAAAUUAUGAAAUCCAAUGUUCUUCAAUAUAACAGCUGAUGACAUCGACCAAUAAAAACAAAUAAUCCCAAUUUAUCUUAUAUGUACAACCUUAAAUGGCAAUUCAAUAUGUUUCUCUUCUAUCACAGUUUAAAUGUAUCUACCUGUUGGCCCUAACUUCUAACAGAGCCUAUGUUAUAAAUCUAGCGUCAUAUAUCACGAUCAAUGAAUAAACUUAUCAUUAUUUAUAUAUGUGUAUAUAAUACGUAAAUACAUAUAAAUAUUUGGUUAUUUUAAUUUUACAUAUUUACAAAUAUCUUUUACCAUUGUUGUUGGAGAUAUAUUAGAUGUAGUUGUAUAAAAUAGUAGAUUAGGCAUAUCGUGGAUUGGCAAUUGUUGAAGGUUUUUUAUAAAAAUGGGCGAAAUAUCAUAUGAAGCCAGAGCAUCUCAAAUCCCAUGGAAUAUACUAAAGACAAACGUUUCCAAUUUUGAGGAACAUCAGCAUAGGACUGAAGUGAUAUACAGUGUGUUACCUAAAUGUAUGUCAAUAUUUAAGGGGACGAUUUUCGGGUCCAUUUCAAGAAGAAAACUUCAUGUGAACGUAUGUCCUAAACAUCUUACCGUUUGAGAUACAAGGUGGUAAAGUUUUUAAAAAUAAAUAAGUGGCACGCCACCGACUUUCUUAAAAAAAAAAUCGAAAUCGGUAUUGAUUUAUGAAUACGCAUAUUUGAUUUCUUGAAUGUUCUUAGUCCGUCACACGAUUUUCGCCUAAAAAAUUAAAUCUCUAACAUGGUGAAAUUGUCAUAUUAACGAUAUUGUUAUGAUCAUGUAGAGAAACGCAUUUUGUUUUUUCUUUUUAAGCGAAAAUCGUGCAUAGGAUUGAAAAAUCAGCUGAUCAGAUUUGCUUAGGGAUUUCAUGAAUAAUUUGUAUUUUAAGAGAAAUCAGUAGCGUACCAUCAUUGUUCUCCAAAAUAGGCACAUAAAGUUCCGUACGAAGGCGUCUGGUAAAAAAUGGUACAUUAAAAAAUGCCUCUUCAUUGAAGUGAUAUUUAACGGAUAGAUACAAUUAUUUUUUUACCACCCUGUAUCUAAAAACUUAAGAUGUUCAGGGCGUAUAUUCAUUUGGCGUUUUCUUCUUAACGUUGGCCCUCUUGAAUAUUGACAUUUCAUUAGGAAACACCCUGUAUAUGCUAUAUGCUAUAAUAAGUGUUUUGAUGUUUUGCCAUUUCUUAUAUUAUUGAACAUUCAGCUGGGUAUUAAACAUCUUUGGUGAACAGUUUCAGGUUGAAUUCAAGUGCAAUAUUUUUCUAAAAAAGCGCUUCUUAGUGAACUGUAAUUGAAUAGUGAUAAAUCAUAAAAAUUCAGUUUUCUGCCUUUUCAGGCUACAAAGUUCUGUAUAAGUGCAAAUCAGGGCUUCCCAAACUCAUACACCCCAAACUGUUCUCAUUAGCCAUUCCACAUAAAAUGAACAAGUUCAGAGGCAAAAACUUAACAAAGUGAUCACUUAUAGGUUAAGAUACAAUAUUAGCUUAUAGCGAGUUGUUUUAUGUAAAUUUCUUAUUAUUUAUGCACAGAACUAGUUUUUACACCAUUUAGGAGUGGGAUUUGUUUUCUUAUCAGUUUACACUAUUGUUACUUAUGUUUUUAUGCUAUUAGCAUAAUCAGAUUUUAGAUAGAGGUAUGCCAUAGAAAGUCAAAAUUAAUUAUGACAGACUUAUGUCUAUGUAAAAAAUUAUUUUUGUUUAAGAUACGUUAUAAUUAUUCAAGUGUUUGAAGGUACUAAAUUUCGCAGAUAAUUGGAAACUUCUGAUAUUUAGAAAAUUUUUAAUGUAUUAAUACAAUUUGCUCAAAAUAUAGGUCUGUCAGAAGUUGUAUUGUUUUAUAUGGUAUCUGAAUAGAUAUUUGUUGUUAACGCAGAAACUAUGCUUUAUAAAAUUUUCAUGAUGUUCUUAACAUUCCUUUUUUAGAAUAUUCAAUGUACAAUGUCAGAUGAAAUAUACUUGUUUUAAUUUAA
Molecule: messenger RNA, 3096 nt
Organism: Acanthoscelides obtectus
Lineage: Eukaryota; Metazoa; Arthropoda; Insecta; Coleoptera; Chrysomelidae
Source: the annotation of a GenBank genome assembly